AAUAUGCAGAUUUCUGGACCUUGGAGAAGAAAUGGAGGAUGGGCCACAGAAAUGCAACGUGUCUGGGAAGUCUCUGGGAAAAAAACAGUUCUAUAUAUGACCGUCGGAGUUGUGAUUUGAAAGCGACAAAACGACACCGGCAGUCAGCGAACUAUUUAUGCCCUAGGUCCAAAGUUCAUUGGUUGCAGUUACUAUUGUGCACCAUGUCGGAAGUUAAAAAGCUGCGGACGGUUCUGAACAAAUCCACCAAUGUGGUGUACCAGUCCCCAAAUGUGAGCAGGGUCAAGAGAGGCCAGGUGGUGGGGACCAGAGGAGGCUUCAGAGGCUGCACUGUCUGGCUGACAGGUCUGUCAGGGGCUGGGAAGACCACCAUUGGCUUUGCCCUGGAGGAGUACCUGGUCUCCCAUGGCAUUCCCUGCUAUUCUCUAGAUGGAGAUAAUAUUCGGCACGGCCUCAACAAGAACCUUGGUUUCAGCGCCAUUGAUCGCGAAGAGAACAUUCGUCGCAUCGCAGAGGUGGCCAGGCUUUUUGCCGAUGCCGGCUUGGUCUGCAUCACUAGCUUCAUCUCCCCCUACACUAAGGAUCGUGAUGAUGCCAGGAAGAUACAUGAAAGUGCUGGCUUGCCUUUCUUCGAAAUGUUUGUCAACGCUUCUCUGGAGGUGUGUGAAAACCGCGACGUAAAGGGACUCUACAAGAAAGCCCGAGCUGGGGAAAUCAAAGGGUUUACCGGAAUUGAUUCAGAGUAUGAACAUCCUAACACCCCAGACUUGGUGCUGAAGACUGGAGACCUAACAGUCAACGAGUGCAUUCAACAGGUGGUGGAGCUGCUUAGGGAACAGAAUAUUGUGCCCAAUGGAAUCACGGAAAACGUGAAUGAGCUGUUUGUUCCAGAGAACAAGCUGAAGCUGGCACAGUCUGACGCUAAAACAUUGCCAACCAUCAGCAUCACCAAGAUGGACCUCCAGUGGGUGCAGGUCCUGGCGGAGGGCUGGGCCAGCCCCCUGAAGGGCUUUAUGAGGGAGAGAGAGUUCCUCCAGGUCAUGCACUUUGGCAACCUGCUGGACGGUGGAAUCAUAAACCUGUCAGUCCCGAUUGUCCUGCCAGUUACCAUGGAGACCAAGCAGAGCCUAGAUGGCUGUGCAGUGGUAGUUCUUGAGUAUCAGGGUUCCAGAGUGGCUAUCCUUCGAAAUCCUGAGUUUUAUGAACAUCGCAAAGAGGAGCGCUGUGCCCGCCAGUGGGGCACCACCUGCCCACAGCACCCCUACAUUAAGAUGGUGAUGGAGGGAGGUGACUGGUUAGUUGGUGGUGACCUUGAGGUGCUGGAGCGAAUCCGUUGGAAUGACGGUCUUGACCAGUACCGCCUUACUCCACGGGAGCUGAAGCAGAAAUUCAAAAAGAUGAAAGCAGAUGCCAUUUUUGCCUUCCAACUGCGGAACCCAGUUCACAACGGCCACGCCCUGCUGAUGCAGGAUACCAAGCGUCGUCUACUGGAGCGUGGCUACAAGAACCCUGUCCUGCUGCUUCACCCUCUGGGGGGCUGGACCAAGGACGAUGACGUACCUCUGGACUGGCGUAUGAAACAGCAUGCAGCGGUGCUGGAGGAGGGAGUACUGGAACCUAGCAGCACCAUCGUGGCCAUCUUCCCGUCGCCCAUGAUGUACGCUGGGCCCACCGAGGUCCAGUGGCAUUGCAGGGCCCGGAUGGUUGCAGGCGCUAACUUUUACAUCGUGGGUCGUGAUCCCGCAGGCAUGCCCCACCCAGAGACCAAACAGGACUUGUAUGAGCCAACUCAUGGAGGGAAGGUCCUUACCAUGGCCCCUGGCCUCACCUCUGUAGAGAUCAUUCCUUUCAGAGUGGCUGCCUACAACAAGUCCAAGAAGGCCAUGGACUUUUAUGAUAAUGAAAGACAUGCUGAGUUUGAGUUCAUCUCAGGAACCAGAAUGAGGAAGCUGGCAAGGAGUGGGGAGAACCCCCCAGAUGGUUUUAUGGCUCCCAAAGCCUGGAAGGUCCUGACAGAGUACUACAGUUCUCUACAGAAAGACCAGUAGCCAGUCCAGCCUGGAGGAAACAGCACUUAUUUCUUAUACCAGGCUUUCCACUAGAACAGCCAGUGACCUAUGCACCAGAGCUCUUAAACUAAAUAAUCCCAAUGUUGUAUAAUGAUUUGAUAGAUACCAUGUUGUCACCUAUCUUUUUACAUUUUAAACUUCCAUAAUAUUUAUACUGUAUGACUAUCACUUGAAUGAGGCAUUUUAUGUUGCAUGUGAGAUUAAAUUGCAUUUUAAAAACCUUUCCAGAAAUCGAUCUAUAUCAAGAGAUCAUGAACAUUUAAUUAUUGUUUAUGCAUGUGUAGCCAUACUUUUUCACUAUCAGGAGAAAGUGCCUUUCCUAUUGAAUGUAAACAGUAAGGAGCUACUGCACUGUGGAAAUGUUUCUUUAAUCUGAAAGGACUGAAAUGAAGACCCCAUUACCUAAUGGUAUAAGUACUGUGAAGUGGCUUUCAUCUCUCAAUACAUCAUUGUUUAUGUUUUGGCAUGGUCUCUGUGAAGACUGACAGCAGUGGAGGGGAAAUGUAAAAUAAAACAACAAUAUUACUGCAUUCAAACAAGAAAACUGCCCCUUCAUAGAAAUAAUGUGUCAGUCAGUUAUCUGUCUAUACAUCGAUAUAUUCAUUAAACAUUGCA
Molecule: messenger RNA, 2684 nt
Organism: Osmerus eperlanus (European smelt)
Lineage: Eukaryota; Metazoa; Chordata; Actinopteri; Osmeriformes; Osmeridae
Product: bifunctional 3'-phosphoadenosine 5'-phosphosulfate synthase 2-like
Exons: 12
Coding region: 39-2048 (669 amino acids)
Biological process (GO): sulfate assimilation; 3'-phosphoadenosine 5'-phosphosulfate biosynthetic process
Molecular function (GO): ATP binding; sulfate adenylyltransferase (ATP) activity; adenylylsulfate kinase activity
Source: RefSeq, a predicted model, not a curated record